ACAAGCAAGGGAGCCGUUUCAAAGGCUUAUCCCGCCUACUACUACUACUAACACUACUUGAAACUUGAAUGAGAGUAAAGUUCGUUCCCUAAUCCCUAUUACCUGUUGGACUCUUAAGAGUUAAUACCAUAACCAAGACAAGUUUACUGAACAAAUAAGUAAUCUGAUUAUCAGCGAGAUGAAUAUUGUCGUCCAUAAUCUUCGUGUUUUCAAACAAGAUUUACGUUCCCUUCAUUCUGCCUUUGUUCAGGCAACACAGCAUUAUCAUGGAAUAGCUGCAUCUAAUGGAAAUCAGCAACAAAUAAUAAAUAAUGAUGGUCCUUUAUCUGGCAUCAGAAUAUUAGAUUUGACAAGAAUUCUGGCUGGCCCAUUUGCUACCAUGAUUUUGGGAGACUUGGGUGCAGAUGUUAUCAAGGUUGAACACCCCACCAAAGGAGAUGAAACUCGGCAUUGGGGACCUCCCUUUGUUGGAACAGAAAGCUGUUACUUUCUGAGUGUGAAUCGUAAUAAAAAGAGCAUUGCAGUAGAUCUUAAAAAACGAGAAGGUAUGUGUAUACUACAAGAUUUGGCAAAAUGUAGUGAUGUUUUAGUAGAAAAUUUUGUCCCUGGUUCCUUAGAUCGGUUGGGUCUAGGUUAUGAUGCUUUGCAAGAAAUAGCCCCACAUUUGAUCUACUGCACUAUAUCAGGGUAUGGCUCAUCUGGUCCUUAUAGAAAGAGACCUGGCUAUGAUGUUAUUGCUGCAUCUUUUGGAGGCCUUCUGGGUGUGACAGGGCCUGAAGAUGGAGAGCCUUGUAAAGUUGGUGUAGCCAUGACAGAUCUUUCUACUGGGUUGUAUGCUCAUGGUGCAAUCAUGGCAGCAUUACUAGAAAGGCAGAGGACUGGCUGUGGCCAGAAAAUUGAUUGUGACUUACUGUCCACACAGUUGUCAUGUAUGGUUAAUUUAGCUUCUAAUUAUUUGAAUGGAGGUAUUGAGGCAAAACGAUGGGGCACUGCACAUGAAAGUAUAGUGCCCUAUCAAGCCUUUCCAACAAAAGAUGGAUAUUUAACAGUUGGUGGUGGUAGCAAUGAUCAGUUUUCUGCUUUGUGUAAGAGAUUAAAUCUUAACCACUUGUUGCAAGAUAACCGAUAUGCCACAAAUGCUCUUAGGGUGAAAAAUCGAAAGUCGCUCGUUGAAACAUUAAAAGAGACAUUCGUACAAAAGUCAACUAAAGAAUGGUUAGAUAUAUUGGAAGGAUGUUCCUUGCCAUAUGGGCCUGUGAAUUCAUUAUCUGAUACAUUUUCUGACCCUCAUGUUGUUCAUGAACAGGUGGUUCAAACAGUAAGUCAUCCUUCAGCUGGAAGUGUAAAACAAGUGGCCCCUGCAGUUAAAUUCAGUGAGUCACAAAAUAAAAUAAGGAGUCCUCCACCUAUACUUGGUCAACACACACGGGAGGUAUUAUCCAGAAUAUUAAAGUACCCAAGUAAAAAAGUUGAAAAGUUAGUUGAAGAGGGUGUGGUAUAUAGCAAUGAGAGUACAGAAACUUGUGUAAAAUCCCUUCCCAAUGUAUAGCAUUUUGCAGUCUUUGUGUUUUAAUCAUAAAAGUUUGUAGUUGUUGGUCUUGUUAAAGUUUAGGUUUAGUGGAAAGUAUAUUUGGAGAUGUGGAGAGGUUUGUUCAUUGAUUUUGUAUUCAAUUCACUCUUUCUCUCAUCAAGAAAAAUUACACUUUUAUAAUAAGAUAAGACUUUUUGAUAUACUACUUAUCAAUUAAUUACAUAGCUGUUAGUUUCUACUUUACGAGGCAGCUCAAAAUUUAAAAAUUGUGGUAGUGCUUGUUUGUUUUGGGUGUAGAGAGUUUGCCCUGUCCAAUACCAGCUAAAGCAAUCAAUUUGUUUAUGCUCUAUGUCCAUGACCAGGGAGGAGGGAGGACUCUGAUCAUGUAAUUAUUUGCUAAGUAUAUAUAAAAUUGUAUAUUAUUAUAAAAAUGUCAUUUUUAUAUAAGUAACUUACCAAAUAAUUACAUAGCUGAAUCCCACAUCGAUAGGAGGUGGGAUACAUGGACAUACGUAGCACUACUCAAAAUACUCAGAAAUGGAAAUGAAUUUAACAUAGCAAGUUAGCUAGCAUUGUGAAACUAUUAUUGUAACCUUUCCUGUUGAGGGAGCCACAGUACAGGCAGUCCCCGGGUUACGACAGGGGUUCCGUUCUUGAGACGCAUCAUAAGCCGAAAAUCGUUGUAAGCUGGAACAUCGUCAAAAAUCCUAAGAAAACCUUACUUUUAAUGCUUUGGGUGUAUUGAAAACUAUGUAAACUGCAUUCUUUUGGAAUUUUUCAUAAAAAAACCUUCAAAUAUUGAUUAUUUUGCAUUUGUGGUGUCAUAUUUCAUCUGCCAGAUGAGCGUUGUAGGCGUCGUAACCCUGGAACAUGCGUCAUAACCCUGGAUCAUGCGUCGUAACCCUAGAAAUAAUGUCUGAUGAAUAUAAUUGAAAAGCGUCAUAACCUCGGAACGUCGUAAGCCGAGACCGUCGUAACCCGGGGACUGCCUGUACUGCCUCUGGUUGAAGCUCCUCUCAACUGGCGUGGAGGUAGAGCCAAGGGUCGCUUCUACUUUACUGGGUUUUUCGCAACAUAGGCGUAAACCUCAGGUUUCCAAAGAUUACAGUCCAAAAAUAUUUAUACAUAUGUACAUAUGCGCAUAUAUAUACGUGUGCCCUUGCCCUGGGUGCAGUACAACAACAUAUAACCAGAUAAAUAACUCUACACCACAUAAAAAAAUUUCCAACUCAGCCAUUAAAAGACAAUGGCUGUAGGGCACUCACGACAUAUAGUGCUCCCAGGCUUCCCAAAAAACUGCAAUCCCCAGUCAAAUAGAGGAGAUAGCAAAAAAGAAAGCAUUACUCCUAUCCUUCAUUACCCAAUACCAUGCCAGCUGCUAAGAAUGGGCCUAGUGUACUACAUUUCUCCUACACUGUUUCUAUAUCGCAAAGGUAAUGCAUAGUGAAACUGACUUUCAUUUCAAAUAUGUGGGUUGCAAGAUCAUGGAGAGAGAAAUAUUCUGCUUGAAGGCCAACGAAGUGGCAACUGCCCUUAUUUCAUGAGCCUUGACUUUACACAUGGGGAGGGUAUCCUCUUGAACUCUCACAUGUGUGUCAGAAAUUACGGUCCUUAAAAGAAGGUUUGGACAUUCUUGGAUAGCCGCCAUGUAGGGUUCUUAACUGAGCACCAGAGAUUCUGUGAGGAACUUCUAAUCCCUUUAAUCCUUUCAUAUUAUAUCUUCAGUGCUUGUGCUGGGCAAAGCACCCUCUCCUGAUCUGCUGGACCCAGGAUAUCAACUAGGGUCUUGAUAACAAAUGAAUGAGGCCAGGAUUUGAAAGGUCAGCCUUUGCUAAGAACCCUAAGACCAGGAAACAUACUGCAUUCCCUUGCCAAAAACCCAUUUCUUAUGAAGGGCCUGCAACUUGCUAAUGCUCUGUGUGACUAAAGCGAUUAAUGAUGAAGUCUUCCUCAUCAAAUUCCAUAGUGAGGAGGAGUCUGAAGGUUCAAAUGGAGGGCCUGAAAGGCAUCUAAGGACCACGUCCAAGUUAAAGGCAAUUGCUGCAGAUUUCUGCUGUUGCAACAUAUCCAACAACUCCAUCAAAUCCCUGAUAUCCUGAUUAGUUGACAGGUUUAAUCCCCUGUGUUUAAAAACAGAACUUAACAUAGCCCUCUAUCCUUUAAUGGUGACUGUAGUCAGUCCUUUUUUAGACCUCAGAAAAAGUAAAAAUUGUGACUUGUGUUACAGUAAUCAUAGAAGAUGAGAUGUUAUGCUCUCGGCACAAUUCUCAAAAGACUGACCACUUUGCCUGGUAGACUGCAGUAGAAGAUCGGUGCCUACAAUUCACAAUUUCUUCUGCAGCUUUUCUUGAAAAUCCUUUCGCUCUGACAAGCUCCCUGACAGUCUAAAGCCUCUCAGAGCAAGAUUGGAUAAACCUUGGUGAUAUCUGUGAAAAUUAGGUAGUCUGAGAUUUCUCUUUUGAGGUAACAUUCUUGGAAAGUCUACCAAGAAGCCAAGAAGAUCAGGGAACCAUUCUUUCUGUGGCCAAAAGGGAACUACUAAAGUCAUUAUUGUGUUGCUGUGGGAUGUGAUCUUCUCCAAAUCUUCCCUCACCAUGCUGAAUAGUGUGAAGGCACAAACAUCUAAGUUGGACCAGUCCUUUGCAUCUGUCGUCCAUGUUUGUGGGUCCGGAGGCGGGGAGUAGAACAGCAGAAGACGAUGGUUUCUUGACGUUGCAAAUAGGUCUCUCAAUGGCUUUCCCCGCUGUUUCCACAGGUCGGUGCACAGCUAUGGAUUCAGGGUCCAUGCUGGUCCGGGUGUCUUGUGCCCACAUCAGAAGUCCUGAGCUGCUUCGUACAACAAAACAAGGAGUGCAUACCUCCUUGGUUCCUGAUGUAUGCCAGUGCGGCAUGCUGUCCGAAUGGACUGCAACUAUCCUGUUGUAAGUUGUGGCUGGGAAGCUCUGAAGAACCAGAUUUAUCACCUUUAAUUCCUUCACAUUUAUGUGCAGAUUCCUUUUGACUGGGGACCACAUCCCAGAAACUUCCAAGUUGUUGACUAGAGCUCCCCAACCCAGAUCUGACAAUUCUGAAUAAAAUGUUAGGUUGGGGUUCAGAGGAUGUGACUUAUCUACUGAGGGUCUGUCUUCUACCAACCACCACUGAAGGUCCUCCUUGAUUUUGGGAGUGAUGGGGAAGAUAAGUGAGUCCAGGAGGUUCUUCCUGCACCAGCUGGCCCUUAGGAAGAACUGUAGCACUCUGUUGUGUAACCUUCCCAGCAGCACAAACUUCUCGAUUGAAGACAGUGUUCCCAGUAGGCUAUUCACGCUUCAGCUGAGCAAGACAGGCGAGACUUGAAUUUUCUAACUUUCUGGGGGCAAAUAUUUCUGAAUCCUUUGGUGUGACAGAAAAACCCGAAAAUUUAGAGAAUUGAUCCUCAUCCCCAAAUAGAGGAUUGAUUGAGUAGGAACUAGUUGAGAUUUCUUGAAAUUGAUCAACAGCCCUAAGUCCUGGGUGAGAUGAAGCAUCAUCUGAAGGUCCCCCAUGCAUUGGGAGUGAAGGAGCCAGUUGUCAAAAUAAAAGACUUAUGUUGGUUCUCAUUAAGUGGAGCCAUUUUGCCAGAGGUGCGAGAACACUGAUAAAUACUUGAGAGGCUGUGGAGAGGCUGAAGCACAGAGCCCAAAAUUGGAACACCCUGUCCUGGAAGAUAAACCUUAAAUACUUCCUUGAUUCUGGGUGUACUGGAACAUGGAAAUAUGCAUCUUGCAUAUCAAUCAUCACCAUUCAGUUUCCCUGAUGGGUGGCUGACAGGAAAGACUGCACUUUAUUGUCUGACUGAAGAAGUCUAGGGUGCUGACGUCCAGGACAGGUCUCCAUCCUGCCGAUGACUUAGGGACGACAAAAAGGUAGUUGUAAAACCCCUCUGUUUUGAGAUCUUCAACCACGUCCACAGCUUGUUUCUCGAGUAGAUCUGAGGUUUCUCGAGACGGGGCUGAAAACCUCUCUGAGCCUAUAGAGUGCUUCCAAGUUGAUGAAAGAGGUCGCUAAUGGAGGUUUCUCCUUGGAAGGCAUCACAUAGCCCUCUUUCAAAACUUCUAGAACCCAAGGUCUUCCAUUUGCUCCAAAAAAGAAGCAGUCUUGCUCCCAAAUGGCCAUGGAGGACAGGGUCCUCACUUGUGUGUGAUGGGUUUGAUGGUAGUCUUCUUGCUAGAUUGUACCAACCUGAGGUUAGUCUGUGGUCGAGGUUGGAAGCUACCUCUGCCCCCUUGAAAGGGAUGUUGUGUCAGAGAGGGGGAGGUCAUCCUUAUAGAGAUGUUGAAACUAAUGGCGUUCUUGCUUGCAAUCUGGUCCUCUUAGUUGACUGUGCCAGUAAGUCUUGAGUUGACUCUUCUGAAGUUUGGCUGUCAUUUUCUCCAGAGUCGCUUGAGGGAAAAGACUCGUCUUGUCCAAAGGGGUGAAAAAGAGGGACGACCUCUAAGAGGAGCUACUCCUGUAGAGGUGAAUGAACACCAUAAAUCCUUCCUUUUAAGGUAGCCUAUUGUAAAAAUGGUUGCAAGCUCCUGGGUGCCGUCUCGUAUCACCUUGUCCGUGCAUGCCACUCCCAACCAAUACGCUGUGAAAUUCUUCUGCAAAGUGGUUCAAUCUUCAGUCUUUUUGGCCAAAGCCCCUACUGUCCAAUCGAGGACACCUUGAAUACCCUGAAGACGUCUUUGAGCAGGUGGUCCAAUUCCAAGGAACUGAACAAUUUUCUAGCCAAGAAAAAUGCUCAGUUAUGUGUCGCAUCAGUGGGACUGGAGAAGUCCCCUUGAGAGGAGGCAGAAACUCCCAAGGAAGGAGCUCCUCCAGAGGAAUAGAACAGUUACGUCUGUCUUAUCAAAUGAGAAGGAAGAGUAAAAAUAACUGCCUUGCCUAAGUCUCUCUUCUCUGCCAGUCAGUAGUUGAUGCGGGUCAAGGCUUUCCUUGGAGGAAAAGGAAAGCACCAUUCAAGGAAGCCUGGAUGUCACUGCAGGUUGAUGCCUCAAGAAAGCAGAACCGGAGAAGACAGGGCUGCUAGAGAUAAGAAAGAUGGAUACCAGAAUAAGAAGAAAUUUAAUAGCGCAGAAUAAUUCGUAGUAAGUUGUUCCCCUUCAAAGGGUUCUUAAUCUGAAGAAAUCGAAGACACAUGGAGGUUUGGGGGCUCCUAUGACACUGAGGCUUCUGAAGAAGUGUCAGUAUAUUAUCCAAUUGCUGUUGAAUUGGCACCAAAGACAGAUCCUCGGAAACAGGAGGAAAGCCUGUUAUGCUAGAAACAGGAAGCUCUACCUUUUGCACCGAAUUCUUGAUGACUGGUGGGCAUGCCUCAGCAGCAGAAUAUAUGAAUAAAGAAUACUACUUGGACACUGGGCGCUCACACACUGAACAAUUGGACACUGCAAACUUCACAGGCACUGAUCGCUUCGUGGACACUAGGUGUUCAGAGACUGGGCACUCAUAACUUGGGCAGUCAUACACUGAACUUUCAAACUUUGGGCACUUAGAUACUGCAAAUUCAUGCAUUGAAUGCUCAGACACUGUCCGUUCAUACACUAGGUGCUUGUACACUGGGAACUCAUGCUCUGGGCGCCCAGACAUUGGGCGUUCGAACACUGGUUGGUCGCUUGUAUUCUGGGAGCUCUGACAUUGGGCACCCAUACAGUGAACUUUCAUACAUCUCCAAUCUGGGAAAUGGUAUCUACAAGGAGAUCAAAUUUACAAUAUACAUGGACUUCUAAGCUGGCAAUAACAUUGGGGUCAGAAAAAUGAAAGCCAGGGAUCAAAGUAACUAGAAAGUAAGUAUAUCUUGGUUGAACCAGACCAUUGAGCUAAUUAACAGCUUUCCUAGGGGUGGCCUGAAGGAUUAGAUUUUUUACAUGGCUAGGAACCAAUUUGGUUACCUAGCAACAGGACCUACAGCUUAUUGCAGGAUCCAAACCAAAUUAUGUUGAGAUCUGAAUAGCUAAUCACCUGAAAUAAAUUCCUCUGAUUCCAUGUUUGCAGAGCAGGGAAACAAACUUUGGACUACCGAUUCGGUAGGUGAGCAUGUUAACCACUUUUCUAACAACGAACAGUAAACAGGAAAAGUCAGUCAACUGGAGAGAUGGGGAAAGGCAGUCACAGAUGUUGAAGGAAUAGGUAAAUCAAGAACUAUUUUGGGAGAAUUACUGUGGCUAAUUGAAGCUUUAGGUUCGGCCCUAGCAGCUGCCUUCCUCAAUUUGUUAUGAUGAAGUUUAUCUAAAUUACCAUUUAAAGUUUUCCAUGUCUCCUUAUCCCAGUCUUUACAAUCCUCACAAUUACUAAUGUCUGGUGAGCAAACGUGCCCUUUACAAGAACAAAUGGAAUGUACAGUGGCCGCAAAGGAAAUGUUGACAAACACUGGAAAAGGUAAUAGAAUAUGGGAUUUCUAGGGUUUACUACAGUAGACCAAAAAAGUGCAAAAACUUGUAUAUAUUUGUUCACAGUUUCAUCCUUGUGCAUGAAAUGGAGUUCAUCACAACCACCUGCACCAUUAAAUGCUCCCCACACCAUGACACUGGAGGGAUGUUUAACAGUUUUCACCAUGAAUUUUGGGUGGUACCACGACACAGUCUUAAGAGUGACAAACAACUUUGGACGUAGCUCUGACAAGUCUGAAGGUUGAUUCAUCAGAAAACAUGACCCAUCUCCACUGCUCACUUGUCCAGGCACAAUAUUUCUUGCAAAAAGCUUUGCAUUUCUUCUUCAUAUUGUCAUUCAACAUGGGUUUCUUAGCAGCACGGUGGCAAGGAAGGCCAAGGUACUUCUGAAGGCAGUAUUGGAUUGUACGAACAGCAACAUUUUUCAGCAGAGUGGGCAUCUUUUUCCUUAAGGCAGCAGCUAUAAUUGAUGGAUCAUUCAUAACUUCAUGUUUCGAGUGCUUGUCUGUAUAUGGGAAGUCUUCCUGAUCCCCCCAGGCCAGGUUUCCUCUUCAGUACCUCUCCUGGCUGUAGUUCCACAGAAGAAUUCUUCAGGACGUAAAUGGCCUGUCUUGAAGUCCCAAUAUCUCGCGCCACAUGAAAUACUGACGCUCCCUGCUCAAGGAGUGUCAAGGCACGAGUUUUUUCUUCAUCAGUAUGCUUCUUUCGCCCCAUAUUAGUAGUUGGCAUCACUGCUACAGCACUCUAAAAAUGGACAAAAAGUAGGGACAGAAGGGGCGAUGAAGCGGUCUGACAUACAACCUUCUCUCAUCCAUAACCGAGUCGGCACUGAGUCUGUCUGGGCUUUAGGUCGCUUUUGAGGGUGUUUCGAACUGUCAGACAUAUCAGCAAACCCCACCACCCAGUAGCCUGACCAGGGCAACCAAAAUGUUUACAUGCAUUUUUUACUGUUAACAUUUCCAUUGCACUUUUGUUAUCAACAUUUUCUUUGUGCCCACUGUAUUCAUUCAGCCAGCAUGAGUCUGGUCUCAUAUCCUUUUCUGCAAUAUCUAAUACUAGACAAGCUAGUGUCUUAACAUAAUGAGUCAAAAUUACAGUAAGAAAAGUCCCAAAUACUAUUAGCUAAGCUAAAUAAGAUUAUCGUACUACCAAAAAUGACAGAGUACUUCACCAAAUGAAGAGAAAAUCAAAACAUAGUGAAAAACAAAUCCAGAGAGCUGCUCAAUAACCUGCGUAGUCAUUGACCGGCAGAAACAAAUUAAGGGAUUUAGCUAUGGUGUACCUGUUUUUCCUUAGUAGUGGGUAGGGCAAACUGUCUACACCCAAAACAAAAGAGCAAUACUGUGAUUUUAAAAUUUUUAGAUGCUGUGUAAAGUAGAAACUAAUAGCUAUGUACUUAUUUGGUAAGUUACUUUUAUAAAACUGUCGUGCAAGGUUAGGACUCUUCAAGAAGCUUGGGUAUGUAACUUCCUCUUUUACAGGUAAGAUUUUUUAAUUAGAUUUGAUGAAAAAGUUUCAUUACGAUGUAUAUACUCUACUAUUUACUUUUGCAUACAGUUUCUGUUUUAAUUGAUAUUUUACAUGUAGGUUUGUCACUAUUUUCUGGAAUAUGUAGAUUGCUGGAAGUUACCAUUGUAAUUUAAAAGGAGUCUCUGGUUAGACAUUUACGUAAAUUUGUGUUAGAAGUUUGAAAUAUGGAAAGAGUCUAUUGUAAAUGGGGGUAAUUAUAAAGAAUUUGUAAAAUCUUUGGUUUGAUAUCAUUGUACUAUUUUACAUGAUCUUAUGGGUUUGUUGACAAGAUGUAUCAAAGUGCCUUUAUGCUGCAGUAAGUAUAUGUUGUAAAAGCCCAUAAUGCAUAGCUGUGCAGGAAAGAUUGUUAGUCUGCCAGUGUGUACUUUCAAUCUUUGAUUUUAUUAUUAUUAUUUGAUGAUGAUGAUGAUUAUUAUUAUUUUAUAAGAACUUUGACAAAAGGUGAAACAAUGGGUCCAAAUUCUGUAGAUUCGGCAGAUAACUGUAACUGUGCUCGUAAAUUUUGAGAUAACCUAUGGAGAUUUUAUGUAUGGCAUACAUACUCAAUUAAUGAAGUCUUUUCAGAUGUUGUGUCAGUUAGUAACCUCUUCAGCAUUACCUAAUUUGGAGUGUUGUUAGGGAGAAGUAGAUUGGCAGUUGCUAGGGUACAUGCAUUUUUUCAAUAAUGGUCUCAGAACACUUGUCAGUCAUGAGGGUUGCCUUAAAGAAAGUAGACUUGAGGAUGGAGUUUCAAAUAAUUUGUUCAUACUUGGCUAUUCUGUAUUAUUGUGAUUUUUGUGCUACAGAUGUUACUUAUGUUGAUCGAAUAGGUAUAAGGAAUGUGUUUGUAACUACCGAGAUAAUAUUUUGUUUACAAGCGCUGAACAAUGAAGUAGCAGUCAUGAAUGAAUAGAAUUAAGAAGCUGUUGCCAAGCUUUUUCUUGUAACGUUUGUGUUAUAAAAUAGAUGUAUACGUAUACUGUACAGUGGUUAUUGAAUAUAUAUGCACACACACAAGAGAAUGUUUGUAGGAAACCAAAGAGAUCUGUUAGAUCAAAGUAUGGAAUUGAAAAUAUAAAGUGAAUAUUGUAUAUUAAGUAGUUUUAUCUAAUGAAAAAACAUUACCCUAUUUGAAGUUUAUUCAUGUGUUAUGUAACUGUGACAUACUGUUUUAAUACCGCAAAGCAUCUACGUACAAUUAUUAAAGUAAUGAUAACUUUUUUGUGAUGAAUACAAUCAAAAUCUUGUUCGCCUGAGAAAUGGUAAGAUGUUGGCUUAAAAAGGAUAAUUAGAGUAUGAUUAAGAGAUUAUAAAGAUUGGGAAACAUUAUGGAUUCAUGUGAGGAAGAGGGACAGUGGAUGCCAUCUUCAUAGUAAGUUAGCUACAGAAAAAGAGGCUAGAGGGAAACCAGGAACUCUGUUGUGCAUUUAUAGACCUGGAGAAAGCAUAUGAUAGAAUCCCAAGAGAAGUGAUGUUAUGGUAUUUGAGGAAGAGGAAAGUCUCAGAAAAGUUGCUGAGGCUGGGUGAGAUAAUAUAUCAAAGAACGAGUACAAAAGUAAUAACAGCAGUUGGGGAGACAGGAAACUUUGAAGUUAGUGUUGGAUUACACCAGCGGUCAGCAUUAAGCCCAUUUUUGUUUGUGCUGGUCAUGGAUGUGUUCAGUGAAGAGAUCAGGAAUGAAUAGCUGUGGGAGUUGUUGAAUGCCGAUGGUCUGGUGAUUACUGCCAAAAAUGAAGAAGACCUACAGAGAAGGGUUGGAGAGUGGCAGGAGUCUGUAGAGAGGGGUGGCUUAAAGAUGAAUGUGAAUGAGAGGUUUUGGUGAGCAGUAGAGGAGAUAGAGGCAGGAUAGUAAUGUGAGAAAGAAGAGGCACGAUUAUAAAACAGGUGGAAAAGUUUAAAUACUUAGGAUCUACUUUAAGCCAAGAAGGAGGAUGUGAGGCUGAAGUUGACAGUAGGAUAAAAGCAGCACGGGGAAGUGGAUAGAGGUAGCUGGAGUAGUAUAUGAUAAUAAAAUGCCAGUCAAGCUAAAAGUCAAGAUCUAUAGCACAGUGAUAAGACUAAUGUUAAUGUAUGGAUCGGAAACAUGGGCUUUAAGAAGAAAAGAGGAAGUGAAGCUUAACCUUUAAACGCCGAAUGGACGUAUUAAACGUCGAGUCAAAAUGUCUCCCGUAUGCCGAAUGGACGUACCAUACGUCGACUCAAAAAUUUUUUUUUUAAAAUUCGCGGAAAAAUACUUAUAGGCCUACCAGCCGAAAACUUUUGAAUCACGCGCCUUGGGGGAUGCUGGGAGUUCACAGAUCGAGGUGUUGUUUUGUUUACAAUCGUUAAGCAGGCGCGCAAGGGCAAAUUUCUUUCUUACCGCUCUAAAAAGUAUCUGUGACACAUCUCGGAAAUUAUUUCGUCACUUUGACAUAAUUUUUGUACCAUUUUAAAUUAGCCGUUACAUGGAGUAUUAUAUAUGAUAAUGUGCGCAUUUUUAUGUAGAAUGCAACAAAAAAUACUCAUGAUUGUAGCUUUUAUCAGUUUUGAGAUAUUUUUAUAUAGAUAACGAUAAGUGCCAAAAUUUCAACCUUCGGUCAACUUUGACUCUACUGAAAUGGUAAAAAAUUGCAAUUGUAAGCUAAAACUCUUAUAUUUUAGUAAUAUUCAGUCAUUUACCUUAAUUUUGCAACUAAUUGAAAGUCUCUAGCACAAUAUUUCGAUCAUACAUGCGAUUGUAGUAAUGUUUGCACCAUUUUAAUAUUAGCCUUUACAUAAAUUUUUAUAUAUGGAAGUGUGCGCAAUUUCAUGCACAAUACAACUAAAAACAACCCAUGGUUGUAGCUUUUAUCAAUUUUGAAAUAUUUUCAUAUAAAAAAAUGAUAAGUGACAAAUUUUCAACCUUCGGUCAACUUUGACUCU
This is a messenger RNA of Macrobrachium nipponense, 12330 nucleotides long. Its product is annotated as succinate--hydroxymethylglutarate CoA-transferase-like. Lineage: Eukaryota; Metazoa; Arthropoda; Malacostraca; Decapoda; Palaemonidae. Gene Ontology annotation, molecular function: catalytic activity. The transcript has 4 exons. The record is from RefSeq and is a predicted model, not a curated record. The coding region runs from base 179 to 1549 and encodes 456 amino acids.